This is a messenger RNA of Odocoileus virginianus texanus, 1869 nucleotides long. NCBI's taxonomy places the organism in Eukaryota, Metazoa, Chordata, Mammalia, Artiodactyla, Cervidae. The record is from RefSeq and is a predicted model, not a curated record.
UGGAAGUUCAUUUCCCAACACCACUGCCAGGGGUGGUUUGGGGACCAGCUCUAGCUAAACAGGACAUAAACCUAGAGGCGGAGGGCCUGACACAGGAAUUCAGUGGGCAACAUAGAUCCGAAGCCAGGCACUGUGAGUAGGAGGCCCAGAGCAUGGAAGACUGUCAGGCAAUCAGAGACCCCAUGAUGAAGAAUCGACUUGAGCAGACAGGUUCAGGUGUGAGUGGGGGGCCUGACCCGCGGGUCCACAGGUCAGCGCUCCCGGCAGGAGGGCCCAUGAUGACUUCUAUUCGCAGACAGAUGCCAUGGCUGAGAAGUCUGACUAUGUGCACAAGCAGCCUGACCCCGAGCCCCACCAAAGGACACAGGCUCUUAACUCCUGGAAAUGUGUCCUCUGUCACCAACUUGCAAGAGUCAUCUGCAGCUGAAGUCCUGGAACUGAACAUGAAUGACCCGGACAGCCGGUCAGGAUAGACGCACAGCAGCGGCAGGCAGCAAGUGCCCAGGGACGGCGUCAUGUGGACCGGCUGGUGGCUCUGGCCCCUGGUGGCCAUCUGCACUGCAGACCAGUUCCGGGACAAUGCGGUGAGACUCAUGCAGAGCACACCUGUCAUCGACGGGCACAAUGACCUUCCCUGGCAGCUGCUGAACAAGUUCAACAAUCAGCUUCAGGACCCGAGGGCCAACCUGACCAGCCUGAACGGCACGCACACCAACAUCCCCAAGCUGAAGGCUGGCUUUGUGGGGGCCCAGUUCUGGUCUGCGUACACACCCUGCGACACCCAGAACAAGGAUUCUGUGAAGCGGACGCUGGAGCAGAUUGACGUCAUCCAGCGCAUGUGCCAGCUCUACCCCGAGACCUUCCUGUGUGUCACGGACAGCGCAGGCAUCCGGCAGGCCUUUCAGGAGGGGAAGGUGGCCAGUCUGGUUGGCGUGGAGGGCGGCCACUCCAUCGACAGCAGCCUGGGUGUCCUGCGGGCGCUCUACCACCUGGGCAUGCGCUACCUGACUCUCACCCACAGCUGCAACACGCCCUGGGCCGACAACUGGCUGGUGGACACAGGAGAGGACGAAGCCCAGAGUCAAGGCCUCUCAUCCUUUGGGCAGAGCGUCGUGAAGGAGAUGAACCGGCUGGGCGUCAUCAUCGACUUGGCCCACGUAUCCGUGGCCACCAUGGAGGCCGCUCUGCAGCUGUCCAAGGCCCCGGUCGUCUUCAGCCACUCCUCGGCCUACAGCGUGUGCCAGCACCAUCGCAAUGUGCCUGACCACGUGCUGCAGCUGGUGAAGCAGACGGGCAGCCUGGUGAUGGUGAACUUCUACAAUGACUAUGUUUCCUGCAAAGCGAAGGCCAACUUGUCCCAAGUGGCAGACCACCUGGACUACAUCAAGAAGGUUGCAGGAGCUGGAGCCGUGGGCUUUGGUGGGGACUACGAUGGUGUGUCCAGGCUCCCCUCCGGGCUGGAGGAUGUGUCCAAGUAUCCAGACCUGGUCGCUGAGCUGCUCAGGAGACAGUGGACGGAGGCGGAGGUCAGGGGUGCCCUGGCUGAAAACCUGCUGAGGGUCUUCGAGGCCGUGGAGCAGGUUAGUGAUCACAAGCAGGCUCCUGGAGAGGAGCCCAUCCCACUGGGCCAGCUGGAGGCUUCCUGCAGGACCAAGUAUGGCUACUCAGCGGCCCCCAUCCUCCACCUCCAGCCAGGGGCCCUGCUGGCCUCCCUUGUGACCCUCCUCCUCAGCCUGUAUCUUCUCUGACACUCUGGGGGCUGGAAUGGCCAUGAUUCCCUGCCCAGUCCUGGGCAGGCUGCAGGGCUCCCGGGCAGUAGAAUACACAGGGACAGCUGGACCUUCAAUAAAGGCACCAAGCCUUCAACUC